UUCAAACAUGGCCGCGUCCACUGUGAAGGAAGAGGUUGGACGCAGCUCUAAUGAUAAUGGGAAAGGGAACGGGCUUCUCUUAUAUCACCAUCAUUAUUCCUUUUAUUCGCAAAAGGUUAUCAUGGCUCUACAUGAAAAGAAGUUACCAUAUAAGGAACAUGUUAUUAACUUGACGAAAGGGGAGCAGUUCCAGCCAUGGUUCCUCCGCAUCAAUCCUCGUGGUGAAGUUCCUGUUCUUAAGGACGGUGUCAGAGUCAUUCCGGAUUCAGGCAGAAUACUAGACUACCUCGAAGAUAACUUCAGUAAUGGUGAUACACCUAGGUUAAUACCAUUGGACCAGGGUCCAGAAAUACGCCAGAAAGUUCUUCAAUUCCGUACAGUUAUUGACCACAUACCCGCCGGAACCGUAACUAUGGGGUCAUUUUUCCAUCCAGAAUUUUGUCAGAAUCCUAAACAGCCAUUCAUUCAACCAGUAAGGAAGGCAUUAAUGGCUGCUGAGAAGAACAGCGCUGAUGUAUUACGAAUGCAUGCGGAGAGAAAUCCCGAGAUCCAGGACAUACUGCUCCAGAAAGCAAAGUUCCAGGAAACUAAACACGCGUCAGUAACGGACAAAGACGAGUACAAGAAGAUUCUUAACCAAGUUGACUCAGUGCUAAGUCAAGUGGAGAAAGAGCUUCAAUCACAUACAGAAGAUCAAGAAAACUGGUGGUUAUGCAGUGAUCGUUUCACAGUAGCAGACAUCGGAUUGACAAUUUUGUUGGAUCGUCUCAAUCGCCUUGGUCUAGAACAUUACUUCUGGGAAGAUGGCAAGAAACCUCAUAUAUCACAAUAUUACCGUAGAGUUCAGCAACGAGAUUCAUAUAAAAAGACGAUUCCGUCUGCUCUGUCACUUGUUAAGAUGUUCAUCCAGACACAAGCUCCGCUAAUUGUAGGAGUCGUCACAGCUAUGACAGUAGUUGUUGGCGGUAUAUACUAUUACAGAAAAAACAAGUAAACUAGCCAUGUGGGGUAGAGAUACCCAUAUACAGUGAAAUUCCAUUCAGUUAUGUGGUGAGCAUGAAUAAUGUAUACUUCUUCAUAAUAUGGAAUACAUGUUCAUAUUCCAAAAUAUUCCACUAUUAACCUUCAUUGUCCAUUUUCACAUUGGUCACACUGUUUUCAAUAUGAAUACUGUUACUGCCAAGUUAAAAUUCAGUUCAGUGGGCUGAAGUAACAGGAGUUUCAGAUCCCCUGCUCCCAGAAAUGGAAACAGACACAUUUAAUCCGCUGUGCUGGAAUGUCGGGUGAGGCUUGUGAUAGUAAUGACAGUCCAUACUUGGCAAUGACAGUCAUCAGUUACAGCUGGAAUUUUAUUUUCACUUCUCAUUCAUAGGGUGGCAAGAAGGUGCUCUUUCUCUGGCAGUUGCUACUAAUGAUAAUUCCUUUGUGUUUUUGUUAUGUGAGGGUUGAGUUAACACAGUUGGUAUAGCGAUGGUCGAUGGGCUGGAUGUCUGGGUUCGAUUCCUGACAUUGCAAGAUUCUUCUCU
Molecule: messenger RNA, 1526 nt
Organism: Cryptotermes secundus
Lineage: Eukaryota; Metazoa; Arthropoda; Insecta; Blattodea; Kalotermitidae
Gene: Gdap1
Product: ganglioside-induced differentiation-associated protein 1
Exons: 5
Coding region: 8-994 (328 amino acids)
Biological process (GO): mitochondrial fission; mitochondrial fusion
Cellular component (GO): mitochondrial outer membrane
Source: RefSeq, a predicted model, not a curated record